Messenger RNA from Xylona heveae TC161, 1551 nucleotides. RefSeq lists its product as hypothetical. Gene Ontology annotation, molecular function: DNA binding; transcription regulator activity. Gene Ontology annotation, cellular component: MBF transcription complex; SBF transcription complex. The transcript is spliced from 6 exons. The coding region runs from base 1 to 1551 and encodes 516 amino acids. Lineage: Eukaryota; Fungi; Ascomycota; Xylonomycetes; Xylonales; Xylonaceae. The record is from RefSeq and is a predicted model, not a curated record.
AUGGUGCCAUGCGGGGAUGCCGCACUUCGUCUUCCCGAGUGUGGAGCAUCCAUCUCGCACGAGAAGCUCCAACCUACUGAGGACGUGGCAUUCGAGGGAUCGGACAGCUCUAGGGUCUUCGACGCCAUCGGCCAGUGUCUGACCGCCAUCCCACCCUAUGCAGCAAGAAGGGGCGGCGAGGACCUCAAAGACGUGAGAAAAACCGAGCUGGACGAGUUCAGUACUACCUUGAAGACAUUUUCAACUGGACACUUUACGAGGGCUUUGAAUAUGUUAUCCGUUGCGUCGCUCCUCAAUCCGAUUACCUCGGAGCAAGGAUGCUAUCACCGAUCGGGUGAUUUCUUGGAGAAAUACAACGGAGAAAUAUCAGCAAUGCCCUCUCGGCCCGUAAAGAAGCAAAAGGUAGCCAAAGACGCUGCUAUCUUUGCCAAGGGAAAGGCCAGAGGACAAGUUCGAUAUCCACCUUUCGAAGCAGUUGACGAAGAAUCGGCAAGCCACCAUAGAAGAUUUCAGAUGUUUCCCAUGGGGCACAUUGCGGAAUAUUGCAGGCAUAUCCCGUACAAUAGCGAGAAGAAGUCAUUCCUAGAGAAGACUGGCCGGGAGAGCUUCGAGGUAUUUCAGUAUACGUUCCGAGUCCCUGGCGACGAUCGAGAAUACACAGUCAUGUGGGACUACAACGUCGGACUAGUAAGGAUUACACCAUUCUUUAAAUGCUGCAAAUACUCAAAGACGACUCCAGCAAAGAUGCUCAAUAGUAAUCCUGGUCUUCGUGAUCUCUGCCACAGUAUCACAGGUGGCGCUCUUGCGGCUCAAGGCUACUGGAUGCCAUAUGACGCAGCUAAGGCAAUUGCAGCGACCUUUUGCUAUAAUAUCCGCCAUGCGUUGACGCCCGUUUUUGGGCCCGAUUUUCUUGCGCUUUGCAUUCAUCCAGACGACCCAAUCUUUGGUCGAAUGGUUAUUGACAAAUCCAUCAUUCGCAAAUGUACCGCGGACGCCGAAGAACUUCGGGUCUUGGGUGAGGCUCGGCUGCGAGCUAGACAAGCUAGAAAAGAAGACGAGACAAGAUUUAUCGUUUCAGUUGAUGACACUUCACGCUGGGCGCCGAGGGUACUUCGACCCAGGUUGAACAAGGCCAUUGACGUUGAAAGUGGCUACGGAACCGAUACCGAUCAAAGCGACCGACAUUUGAAAUCGCCGAAAGAUCUUUCAACGAAGUUCGGCUGGACAGUGCUCAAUACAGCAGCAUCUUCCUUGAAAAGCCAGGCAUCCAUCUGCUCAGCGUCCGUGUGGUCGCCAUCAAGCCCUAGUGUAAGCAGCGAUGCGAGCAGCGAAUCGAAAAUAGAUUGUUCCGUGCAAGAGGAGGACCGUGAUAUGGACAGUCUCUCCGAUGGUCAUCUUUCGGCUCCUCGAUCUGCACCGCAACUAGAAAGGAGGCCGUCCACGCUCACUUAUUCAGGCGAAACCAAAGCAGCGUAUAUGUUGAUGCAGAUGUACAUGGCUGACGCAGCGCUUACCAGUGAAAGCUUCAAACGCCGUCGCUCUUCCUUUUAA